AUGAGUGAGACGGCCACCCUGGAAGAUCUCAUUCGAAGGAUUGGCGAGAAGCAGCGAGAGCGCAUCUUGAAGGGUGCUCAAGCGGAAGCGGAGCGGCUUCAAAAGAUCGUAGAUCGGCACGUCAAGGACCGCGUCGCCUCGGCUGGUGGGUCCUGA
Molecule: messenger RNA, 156 nt
Organism: Symbiodinium necroappetens
Lineage: Eukaryota; Dinophyceae; Suessiales; Symbiodiniaceae
Source: the annotation of a GenBank genome assembly